GUAGACGUGAGUAUCGCGACCGGCCGGAGGGACGUCCCCCAGCCGUUUACACAUUGCUCGUGCUCUCCGCGGCCACCGCGUACCGUUUACGUUGGACCCGUGUUUCGCGCGCUCGUUCGCCGUUUCAGACAUCAACAAGUGUCGUGGUCGUCGCGCGCGCGGCCGUCGCGUCAACGAUAGGAAAACAGAAAAUCCGAAAUAAACAGCGAGUGCUGUGCUGUCAUCGAACGCGGUAAAAUAAAUCGUCGCCGCCGCAAAUAAUAUAUCAUUAUUAUUUAUUCGUCAAAACUUCAAUACAAAAAUGGAAUCUGAGCCGGUAAUUGUGGUGGAUCAAGAAAAUUGUUUUAAUGAAGAAGAUGAAGAUAUAGAUGAUGUGGCCGGAAAUGGGCAAGGAUGUCCUGAUACUCCUCCGCAGGACCCCUUUUUCCUAUCGCCUUUUAGAGACAUGCGGAAACGCUCAUUACCGACACCGCAAUGCACAUCGGGAAUAACUGCUAGUCAAGUGCGAAGGUUGAGCGAUCAGGGAGCGGCCGGUGCGGCUGCCCGAGAAAAGGCGUUCUUAGCCACGUUGACCAAGGCGCCAGGGCCCUACACACCUGGUCGCCGACAUUCGGUCAUCACGAUAUCGAAGGCGCCCAUGCCGUUGUUCGGCCGCAACAGACGUGAAUCAAUUGCCGCGUUUCCCAGCAAGGGUCCGAGGGCGAAUCGCAGAGAUUCGGCCGGCGGUGCCACACCGUCGCCCACCGGUAGCCAAUUCAACUUGCAGUUGGACAUCAUGGAUGAUAUAGCAGACAUCAAGGCGGCUCGAAAGGUAAGGAUGAAGAUGUGGCAAACCGAGGACAAGGAAAAAAUGUGCGAACUACAGUCGAUGGACGGCGAAAACAAGCAAAUGUCCAGGUUCAAGGAGGCCAGGAGGUAUUCCAACAUCGACGUGUGCGAAAAAAUCGCUCCGCCCAUACCGGCUCGACGACGCGCGUCAGAGCUGCCUCCCAACUCGUCGACACAGCUGCAAGCCGGUAAAUCGUCAUCGGCGUCUCCUCAAUCGUCCGGAAUCGUGUGCACGAACACGGAUCUGCUGUCGAUAAUGAACUCGUUGAAGUCGUCCGCCUCGAAAGCGUUGCAGUCGACCAAAGGCGGCCCGCGGCAACGGGGCAGCAGCAAGACCACGGACAGCCUCCCGACGGGCGUCGUCGGCGACGUGGGCGGCGGAGGAGACCGCCGUCGGGACGUGCUCCGGUCCGGCCGGUCCAACAGCGUGGACGUGGCCAACAUAGGCGCGGCGGCGGCCAUGGCGGCCGCGGCCGCCGGCAACAGCACCAGGAACUGGUUCAGGAAGAUGUCCACCCGCACGGCGACCGCAGUGACGAUGGGUGGCCAGCGGACCGACGCCGAGUGCGCGGAACAGCGUCUGGCCACCGCGGGUGGCGAUUACGUGGUGCAAAAGUCACCGGUGGUCGUGACGUUCGCCGACGAACGGCCCAAGGUGUCGCUGCUGAUCGAGCCGUCGACCGGUUGCAAACCCGAUAAACACGCGUCGCCGCUGUCCCCGCCGCCGCCGCCACCGCCGCCGCCGCCGUCCGCUGCCGACAAGAAAUCGAAACUCGACGGCGACGACGUGGUGGUGUGGGACCGGCCCACCGGCUCGGUGGUCAACGCCGAGGUGUUGGGCACGGCCAUCGAGGGCUUCUUGGCCGCCAAGAAGACGGGCGACAGUGCGGACACGUCGCCGACCGCCGACGGCGAGCUUCACGACCACCUGCAGCAGCCGCCCGGUGGCAAGCCCGUGGCCAAAACGUCCGCCGACCCGAACACGGCCGCCCGCACGUGCGACACGUCCAUCUGUUCGUCGCUCAAAGAUCUCUUCGUCAAAUAGCUAUAAGACCGCUCGUGUCGGUCUGCAUAUUUGUAAUUAACGCUGUUAUUAAUUACGACAAUAUCGUCAGACCGUGUUGACAAUGUGGACUGUAAUAUUAUAUGAUGCACAAAUAACAAUUUCCCCGGUAAGCAAACCCCCCUACCCCGCCCCCACCCUCUCUCCGCCCCACCAACACACACGGGCGCGCGCCACGGGGCACACUUUCAAGAACGGUUUUAAUUAACAUCGCAGCUGUUUGAAAACGUUUUAUUAUUUUUUUAUUCCAACAGAAUAAUUUAUUUUCUCGUAAUAUACACGAGUAGAGACAAUAUACAUUCACUACACCACAAACGGUACGGAUUUAUAUACACAAACACAUGCACGCGUUUAAAUUCUUAAAAUAUAUUACAUGUUAUAGCUAUAACAAUAUGGAUUUCAGUAGGUAACUCGUAUUUCACGAAAACAUUUAAACAGACGACGAACAUUAAACCGGACUAAAAAAUGGCCGUGCUCGUAAAUGUUUAUCGUACGUGUGAAUCGCUACUGUAAUGCCUAUCGUAUACAAUUUGUGUCUAUAUAUUAUAAUAGUCUUCGACUUUUCCACAACAGGUAAUUAUUAUUACCGAAUUCAAAAUAUGUACGAAGACUUACACUAAUGUGAUGAUGUACGUGACAUUCGUGACAGUCGUAUAUAUUUCAAUUAUUGACGUAAUAGCGAUUAUAUUAUCGAAUAAUGUCAUAUCGAUGCGAUUAAAUCCGGUGCUUGUACGUCGUAUAAAUAGCGCUUCUCGUGAUGGUAAUAACAGACGUCUAUAAUUGCUUGUAUGGUACUGAUGUGUAUAAUGUAUAAACGAUGAGGUACACCGGUAUGUGUACGACGAUGAGGUCGAGAUUCAAAAUGGGGAAAAUCGUUGAGAUCGAUUCAACAACUAUUUACACACCGAACAUAUUUUAUCGUCCACGGUAUCGCAUAAUAUCGUAAUAAAAUACUGCGCCAUACGUCCGUCCUGCAAAAUACAGGGUGAUUCGCCGAUUAUGGUCAUCGCCGUUUUUUUUUUUCAUUUAAUAAUGAAUUUAUUCAAAAUCUAAACAUACUUAAAGUUAAAGAUCAUAUUUUUAAAUAGAUACUUGAGAUUUUUCUGUACUACUAUUUAAGAAGUUUUGUGAUGAUAAACACUUUUGUUUUUUACAUGAUAACCUCCCUUUUUACUGUAAAUUAUUUAGUGAAUAUUUUUUUUUUUUUAAUUUUAAUAAGAUAAUACUACAUCCGAUAUUUUAUCUAUUUAAUCGAAAAACUACUCGUAUAUAACAAUUUAAAAUUAUCCACUUAAUAAUUUAUAGUAAAAAAGUGUCGAGGAUUUGAAAAUUUUGAAAGUAGGAUUUUAAAUUACUGCGUUAUAAGACGAAUAAAGGGGUUAGCAAUACUUGGUGAAUCACCCUGUAUAUUAUAUAAUAUUAUAAUAUACGCUAAACAGCACAUAAUCUUCUCAUAUACCCAUAUAGAUGUUCUCCCAUGGUAAUUAUAUUUACAUCAGACGCGCACGUUAUACUUAUGCGCACUUGACAUAUCGAUAUAAUGCUUAUAUUGUGGUGUGCCCGCGUGGCAUAAUAUUGUAAUACGCCUUACCGCCGCAACCGUAAUCAUACGCGUGUCACGACGAACAGUGUUGUUAACAGGUAGGUAUAUACGCGUACAAGUUAUAAUUUUGUGUGCGUUAAUCGUUUCGCCGGCGAUUAAUAAUAAUUUAUUUCAGCAUAAUAUUGCACAUUGACGGGUCCGCCACUAAUCGUCAUUGCGUUGUAAAUCAUAUUAUAUGAAUUUAUAUUAUGCCAAUUAUUAACCUGUAGGUACCUUAAUAUGCGCUUCUGUAUGUCUGUACUACAUAUACCUACAUAUAUAUAUAUAUAUACUAUAUAUAUAUAUGUAUAUAAUAUAAUAUACACACGCACUAUACAAUAUACAUAUAAUAUAUAAAGUAAUAAUUAUAAUUUCAUACUUAGGUAUCUAUAGUUCAUACAAAUAUCUCGAAAAUUGUCAGUAUUUUUAGAUAACCUAAUAUCAUAAUUAAGGUUGGGAUUUAUAUGUAAUGAAAAACCAAAACUAUGUAGUAAAAAAAUCGAUUCAUAACAAAACAUAUUUGUAAAAAAAAAAUAUAUAAUUUCAACUAUUUUUUAUCAUUAUCGUUAAUAUAAAUAUUAAAUGAAACAACGUACAUUUUUAAUUGCAUAUAACGAAGCCAAAUCUUUGAUCAUUAUACAUAAAAAUCGAAUGGCGAACUAGUAACUAAUUAAUUAUGGGUAGGUAUUUAAAGAUUGGAUGAGUGGAGCAGUGUGGUAUUCCGAAAAAUGUUGUUCCACUACUCCACUCAACUAUACUUUAAAUACUUAGUUAUAACUAAUUAGAUAGGAGUUUUAACCUAUACAUAAAAAAUUAUCAGAAAAACGUUCUAUUUCGAAAUAUGAAGUUGAAAAUAUAUGUUAACAGUCAUUAAUAAAGUAAAAACCUUAAAAAAUUGUAACGAUAAAAUUUUGUAAAAAUAUUGUUUUGUUAUUACUUUAAAACAAUCUAACAAAUAUAUUAUCAAAAACUAUAAUACUUUUUGAGUAAAUCAGUUUUAUUUGAAACGAAUCAGUUAUCACGAAUAUAAUGAUUAUUUUAAAAAUAGUACACUUAUUGUAUCGGUCCAUUUUUUCGCAGGCUGUUGUUUAAACAAGUGAAUUAAAAUGUCCAAGAUAAUUGUUAAACUCUUUCAAAACUUAUAACAGCAUUAACUAUGUAUACCGAGGACUUUAAACUAUUGAAUAUAAUAUUUUAAAAUAUUCGUCAAUUGCCAUGGAUGAUAAUAACGAGUAUCCCGAGUUAAAAUAAUUAAUGUACGGUAUAUAGUCAUGCAUAUAUUAUAUUAUAUAGUAUAUAAUAAGCCGUGUACGACCUGCGGACACAUUUUUAUUACAGUAUUAUUUACGUAUAAGUUGGAAUUUUCCGUAUACCAAUACAAUUUUUCAUAGAAACUUGGGUUUUUAUAAAAGUCUUUCGUAUAGCGUUCAAAUCGCGUUUAACGACCUCGUCGAUUUCUUUGCGAGAUGUUUUUAUUUUUAUCAUUUUAUUUCACAUACUCGACGUGGCGCAUUAAAAAAAAAAGAUACAUAUAUGUGUACAUAAAUACCUACACCACAAUAUUACAGCGAUUAAUCUAAAAAUAAACUAUUUAUAUUAUAUUUUUUUAUGAAGUACAAUAUACAUAUUAUUACAGUCCUAUAAUCAAUAACUAAACUUUAAUAAACUCACUUAAGUUUGGGAAAAUACACUUACAUACAUUUUCUUUCUUUUUUUUUACUUAAACUUUGUUUUACUAUUAGUUUACACUUAUACAUUAUGCACAAAAUUUAAAUGCCUCUCAACACCUCUAAGCUCUAUAAUCGACGGUGUUCCGUAACAACCGGUAUUAACUUUCAGCUAUUUAUUGUGUUCGUUGAAAUUUCUAUAGAACUAUAAAUAAAUUGUAAAUGUGAUUAUAUCAUAUUUUAUAUUUAUACUUUGGCCCGUGAAAAGUUUUUAAUUUAUUGUAAUAUGGCUCUCUGGUAAAAAAAUUUUUAGAUAUGUACCCCUAGCUAUAAUGUACCUGUACCGUGUGUCCGUGUACCGUUGUAUAUACGAUAGUUGUACACGUUCUAUACUCGUUGUGUUUGUAUAUAUUACAUAGGCGUAUACAUAAAUCGCGUUUGACGACCUCGACGAUUUCUUUGCGAGAUUUUUUUUUUUUUAUCAUUUUACUUCACAUACUCGACGUGACGCAUUAAAAAAAUAUAAAUAUAUAUAUAUUAUGUAUGUGUAUAAAUAUCAACCCUUCACAUUACGUGGGCCAUGGUAGACGACAUCGGCGCAUAUAAAUACGAGGUAUAGGCGCUCAAAUGGAAAAUAUAAAUAUGCAUGUAUGUAUAUUAAUGUUGCGUAAAAACUCAUCAUUCAUAAUUUAAUAGACGGAAACACGAUCAAACAUUCAGUAUACGUUGCUAUAUAUAGGUAUAUUAUAUAUUUAUUCGAACGACACAUAAUCGAUUUACGCACACAUCACGGUCUUCUUGAAAACCAUCUGUUUAACGGGAGAAAUGUGACGAGAUUUUCUCCCUUUUUCUUAAUCGGUAAAUACGUACAUGGACUUCUCCUCGUCGGAUUCAUUCAUUUUUAACUUUUUAAGCUGAUCUGUCUUCCCACGCGUCUUCUAACCAACACGCCAUCGCCACCACAAAUGUCGAUCGUAUAUUUCCUGUAGAUAUGAAGAAGUUUAAUAAUAUUAUAUAUAUUUAUACUGCUACAGGAUUUCCACUGGCUUUUAUUUCUACAGCUAUUUUGUCUUCAAAGAAUAACCUUUUAAUAACUGCUGAUUUGCGUGUAUUGUGUGUUCCGCUCAAUUCUCUUUGGUGCAUAUCGUAGUCCGUACGUUUAUAUUGUGUAUUUAUAUUUAUACAGAGUAAUUCAUCAAGCAAGCUUACCCUCUUUUUCUUCUUCAAUAAUUUAGAAAUUGAAAAUUUGAUUUUGAAAUUUUGAAAUACGAAAAUAUUCCAUAAAUUUAGAGACUAUUAUUAAAAUAUUUAACAGUUUUGUGUACUGUUCUUAGAAGUGUCCUGUUGAGAUACAAACUUAAUUCCUCCCUCGUUCAACUUUUCAACUGUAAAUUAGUUAAAGGAUAAUUUUUUUUUUAAUGUUGUCAUAUUAAAAUCAAAAUUCAAUGGAGUAGUUGAUAACAGGUUAAUAAUUAUGGGUUUGGAAGAUUUGGGCUAUGGUAAUUUGAAAAUGCUAGUAAUUUAUAAAAAUGGUCUAUGUAAAAUAAAUAUUAGAUUCAAUAUUACAUUUAUUUUAUGUCUUUUUAAACCAUUUUCCAUUUUUAAGGAUAAACAUUUCAAUAACUGAAAAACUACUCAUUCGAAUGUGAUUUUAAUAUAUCAAAAAAAUUAUCAACUAAAUAGUUUAUAGAAAAAAAGAGGUGAGUAUAUUUGGUGAAUCACACUAUACGAAUACACUAGAUAGGAUUUGAUUUAUAUACAUGUGCAUUAAACGUAGAUUGUAAGAUACCUAUUAAUAUAUGUUUUAUGUAUAUGUUUAAACGUGUAUAAAAUAAGACACUUGAAGUUGUCUGAACAUAAUUUAUAUGGAUGAAAAACAAACGGUUAUCAGCUAUAAAACAUGCGUAUAGGUUUAGAUGCAAGAGUACUGAUAAUGAUUCACCAAAUACGCUAAUCCCAUGUUUUCUUUAUAAAACGUGCAUUUACUCAAAUUCUGAUUUUUGAAAUGUUUUUUUGAAAACAUUUAUUUAUCUAAAUUGAUAUCACAGGAAAAAUGGUAUUUAAAAUUAUGUUCUCUGUAAUUAUUACAUAAUGGUUAAGAUAAAAUGGGAUUUAAUGUGCUUAGUGAAUCGCUCUGUGUAUACACCAUAAACCCCAUAGGAUAUAUUUUAAUAUUAUACAAUAUUCCAUUAUUGUCGGUAGUUUCCUAAUCAAAAGAGAAUAAAAAAAAAAUGAAAAUCGUUUGACUUCCCAUUAUGAUGUAUAUAUAAUACAAUAUAUAUAUAUAUAGAUGGUUACAAUCAAUAUCCUUUUGUGUAUUAUUAUAUUAUAUAUAUAUAU
Rhopalosiphum padi (bird cherry-oat aphid) is the source of this 7480-nucleotide messenger RNA. RefSeq lists its product as uncharacterized. The transcript has 4 exons. NCBI's taxonomy places the organism in Eukaryota, Metazoa, Arthropoda, Insecta, Hemiptera, Aphididae. The coding region runs from base 302 to 1873 and encodes 523 amino acids. The record is from RefSeq and is a predicted model, not a curated record.